GGGCUGUUGUGAUUGGCUGGUCUGACAAGCGUUUCGUGUAGCUGAAGGUUUCGGUGAACCUUCGCGGAGCACAACAAUGUUCAAAAAGGUGAUCAGAGCUGGCGUGUUGUCCGGGAUCCGCCUGCAGAGCUUCGGCACUGCUGCAGCCGCCGUCAGUGGGCAAAGGGCAUCCGUCGGCUACUCCUAUGAGCUCACGGACCAGCAGAAGGAGUUCCAGCAGCUGGCCAGAAAGUUUGCACGAGAAGAGAUCAUCCCUGUCGCAGCAGUGUAUGACAGAAGUGGUGAAUAUCCCGUCCCGCUCAUUAAGAAAGCCUGGGAGCUCGGCCUGAUAAACACUCACAUUCCAGAGGAAUGCGGGGGAAUGGGCUUGUCCAUUUUUGAUGCCUGUCUGAUCACAGAAGAGCUGGCUUACGGAUGCACAGGAGUGCAGACGGCUAUCGAGGCAAACUCUCUCGGACAAAUGCCCGUUAUCAUCGCUGGUAAUGACACACAGAAGAAGAAGUAUCUGGGGAGGAUGACCGAGGAGCCUCUGAUGUGUGCGUACUGCGUCACAGAGCCCGGGGCCGGCUCGGACGUUGCCGGCAUCAAGACUCGAGCAGAGAGGAAAGGUAACGAAUACGUUGUUAACGGGCAGAAGAUGUGGAUCACCAAUGGUGGCAGAGCCAACUGGUACUUCCUGCUGACCCGCACUGACCCGGAUCCUAAAUGUUCAGCAAGCAAAGCCUUUACUGGCUUCAUUGUUGAGGCUGACACUCCAGGAAUUCAAGUAGGACGCAAGGAGAUGAACAUGGGUCAGAGGUGCUCUGAUACCAGAGGCAUCACCUUUGAGGACGUGAGGAUCCCGAAGGAGAACGUCUUGAUUGGAGAAGGUGCCGGAUUCAAAAUUGCCAUGGGAGCCUUUGAUAAGACCAGACCACCAGUGGCUGCAGGAGCAACAGGUUUGGCACAGAGAGCGCUUGAGGAAGCGACCAACUAUGCCAUGGAGAGGAAAACCUUCGGCAGAGUUCUUGCUGAGCACCAGGCGGUGUCCUUCAUGCUGGCUGAGAUGGCACUGAAGGUGGAGCUGUCCAGGAUGGCGUACCAGCGUUCCGCCUGGGAAGUGGACCAGGGCCGAAGGAACACCUACUACGCCUCCAUCGCCAAGGCCUUCGCCGGAGACAUUGCCAACCAGGUCGCCAGUGACGCUGUGCAGAUAUUUGGAGGCAACGGCUUCAACAGCGAGUACCCAGUGGAGAAACUGAUGAGAGACGCCAAAAUCUAUCAGAUCUACGAGGGCACCGCCCAGAUCCAGAGACUCAUCAUUUCCCGCGAACAUCUGGCAAAAUUCAAGAAAUGAACUCUGGAAAAUCUAAGCAUGUAGUCUGUGGUAAUGCUCCUGGGAGUAGAAUGUUAAUCUGUGCAGACGCAACAACCUCAUGGACUUGUUUCUGCAUCAGCUGCAGUGGUUUUUCUCUUGAAGUCAGUAAACGCAUCAUAACAUAUUAAAUACCUACAGACUUUCUUUUUUUUUUUAAAUGGUGUAAAUUUGCCAUGAUCCACUGUGCCUCAUUCAGUCAUUUUCAUCAAGCAGCUACUUUUUAAGUGAUUGAA
Messenger RNA from Thalassophryne amazonica, 1590 nucleotides. RefSeq names its product acyl-CoA dehydrogenase medium chain (gene acadm). Gene Ontology annotation, cellular component: mitochondrion. Lineage: Eukaryota; Metazoa; Chordata; Actinopteri; Batrachoidiformes; Batrachoididae. The record is from RefSeq and is a predicted model, not a curated record. The transcript is spliced from 12 exons. The coding region runs from base 77 to 1336 and encodes 419 amino acids. Gene Ontology annotation, biological process: fatty acid beta-oxidation; medium-chain fatty acid catabolic process. Gene Ontology annotation, molecular function: flavin adenine dinucleotide binding; medium-chain fatty acyl-CoA dehydrogenase activity.